UCGUUGUUUCACACUUUCACUUUCUCAUCAGAAGAGAGAAAUAGAGAAAGGAAGAAGCCAAUGGCGGAAGCUACGGCGGAGCAAUUGGCCGCGACGACCAUAAACGACGACGGGAUCGUUCCGAAAGCGGAGUUCUCGGAUAGGGUUCCGAUCAAUUCCAUAAUCUCGCGGGCCGAUGGUGGGUCGGGCCUAGCGGGCAAGAAGGCCCGCGUGGGCGGGUGGGUAAAGACGGGUAGGAAAGCCGACAAGGAUGCAUUCGCUUUCUUGGAGCUCAACGACGGAUCAUGCCCCGGGAACCUGCAGGUGAUCGUGGAGGCGGGGCUUGUCGCCGGCGAGCUGUCUCAGGUGGUACCGACGGGGACCUGCGUGGUGCUUGACGGCGAGCUUAAGUUGCCGCCGGAAGGGGCGAAGCAGAAGGUGGAGCUAAGGGCGGAGAAGGUUGUUCAUGUGGGACCCGUCGACCCUGCCAAGUACCCUCUUCCGAAAAUGAGGCUCACACUUGAAUUCUUAAGGGACUUCGUUCACCUUCGCUCUAGAACCAACACGAUAUCUGCUGUUGCUCGAAUUAGAAAUGCUCUUGCUUAUGCCACACACACUUUUUUCAAUAAGCACGGGUUUCUAUAUGUGCACACACCAAUAAUCACGACUAGUGAUUGUGAGGGCGCUGGUGAAAUGUUUCAAGUAACAACUUUGCUCAGUGAAGCCGAUAGACUGGAGAAGGAACUAAUACAUAAUCCUCCUCCAACAGAAGCCGAGGUGGAAGCUGCUAGAGUUGUUGUUAAGGAGAAAGGGGAAAUUGUUUCCCAAUUGAAAUCUGCCAAAGCAAGUAAGAAGGAAAUUGGCGCUGCUGUGGAUGAGCUUAAAAAAUCAAAGGAUACUCUAUCGAAGCUGGAGGAGAGAUCCAAACUUAAACCCGGUAUUCCUAAGAAGGAUGAUGGAAACGUGGACUAUGUCAAAGAUUUCUUUGCUCGUCAAGCGUUCUUGACGGUUUCAGGCCAACUUCAAGUUGAGUCAUAUGCUUGUGCUCUAAGUAGUGUAUACACCUUUGGGCCAACAUUUCGUGCAGAGAAUUCUCACACUUCUAGACAUUUAGCAGAAUUUUGGAUGGUAGAACCAGAACUUGCUUUUGCAGAGUUGAAGGAUGACAUGAACUGUGCCGAGGCAUACGUGAAAUUUUUGUGUCAGUGGUUACUUGACAAUUGCCUAGAAGAUAUGAAGUUCAUGGCUGAUAAGUUUGAUAAAGGUUGCGUUGAUCGUUUGACAAUGGUUGCUUCUACCCCAUUUGUUCGUGUUUCAUAUACAGAAGCUGUGGAAAUACUGGAGGAGGCUGUGAAGAAUGGUAAGAAGUUUGAUAAUGAAGUGAAAUGGGGAAUUGACUUGGCAUCUGAGCAUGAAAGAUACCUUACAGAGGUAAAGUUUCAGAAACCUGUAAUUGUGUAUAACUAUCCAAAAGAUAUCAAAGCAUUCUACAUGCGACUAAAUGACGACUCAAAGACAGUUGCCGCCAUGGAUGUACUUGUACCAAAGGUUGGUGAAUUGAUCGGUGGAAGCCAAAGAGAAGAGCGAUAUGAUGUGAUCGUUCAAAGGAUAAAGGAGAUGGGGCUUCCUCUUGAGCCAUAUGAAUGGUACCUUGAUCUGAGGCGGUAUGGAACCGUGAAACACUCUGGAUUCGGUCUUGGCUUUGAAAGGAUGAUUCUUUUUGCAACUGGCCUUGAAAAUAUUAGAGAUGUGAUUCCCUUCCCUCGUUAUCCUGGUAGGGCAGAUCUAUGAUCAUAGUUAUGGAUCUGUUGCAUGUGUGACUAGUACAAUUUGAUUCCACAAGUAGUUGGAGUUAUAAAUAGAAAUCUAGUGAAUGCUAGUUUUGAUGCAACUCAACCCUGGGACAUGUGCUGGGUUAUUCUUUGUUUUGCUACAUCCAUUUGAAAGGAUAGAAUCUUUAUAAUUCAAUCAAAGUUAUUAUUUCCA
Molecule: messenger RNA, 1965 nt
Organism: Arachis duranensis
Lineage: Eukaryota; Viridiplantae; Streptophyta; Magnoliopsida; Fabales; Fabaceae
Product: asparagine--tRNA ligase, cytoplasmic 1
Exons: 6
Coding region: 61-1770 (569 amino acids)
Biological process (GO): asparaginyl-tRNA aminoacylation
Cellular component (GO): mitochondrion
Molecular function (GO): asparagine-tRNA ligase activity; ATP binding; nucleic acid binding
Source: RefSeq, a predicted model, not a curated record